This is a messenger RNA of Rhopilema esculentum, 2282 nucleotides long. Its product is annotated as adenosine receptor A2b. Gene Ontology annotation, biological process: G protein-coupled receptor signaling pathway. Gene Ontology annotation, molecular function: G protein-coupled receptor activity. The record is from RefSeq and is a predicted model, not a curated record. NCBI's taxonomy places the organism in Eukaryota, Metazoa, Cnidaria, Scyphozoa, Rhizostomeae, Rhizostomatidae. Gene Ontology annotation, cellular component: membrane.
CCUCGCAGAUAACUCCAUGAAUAAUUGAUUGUACCAUCCGAGCGUAAAUAAAGGGCACUCUGUGAUUAUUCAUAAUUCAUUCGGUGUUGGAGACGAAUUUCAGAGCUCUGACAUUCUGAUUUACGUGCAGAUAAAGUAACAAACAGCAGUUCAAAGUAGCUCUUGAGAUUGGCUUGGUUGCAUCGUCAUGCAGUGAAAAACAGUGCACUUCUUGCAAGACAUUGAUGCUUAGUAUCGCUCACAAGGAAACAUGAACAACUCAAAAGCCGAAAAGAAACCAAGCUAUAAUUUCACAGCUGUGGACAUUGGCAUCCUGACAACACUUGCUCUAAUAGUCGUUGCUGCGGUUAUCUUGAAUCUAAUCGUUUUGCGUGUGUUCAAGAAAAAACCAUCUUUACUCCGUUCUCCUACUAACAAACUACUCUGUAGCUGCGCUUGUUCUGAUCUCGUUGCUGGCUUCGUUACUUCACUUCAUCUUGCAUCAUCUCUCUCACAUUCUUUGAGUUAUCCUCAAUCGGCCCUUUCCUAUUGCUACCGGGUUUUUCUCGAUAUCCUGACGACUUUUCUUCAGUUAAGCACCUUCUUUCAUAUUUGUUUGCUUACAAUUGACAGGUAUGUGGCACUUAUCUUUGCUCUAAGAUAUAAGGCAAUUGUCAAUGGAAGUCGGGUUAAUACCGCAAUAUCCCUUGCUUGGAUACUUUCAUUUCUCAUGUCCUUUGUUCAGCUUUGUUGGCUUUACAGAGUACUUGACGGGGAAAUAAGCCCAAGUGAUGCCGAUGUUCUUGACUGGAUUGAAUGCCGUUAUUCCCUAUUUAUCCUGUCUGUCUUCAUAUCGCUGCCACUACUCGUUGUAAUGUUCAUGUACUGUCGCAUGUACUGCCAAGCAAGAAAGCUGCUUGCAAACCCAGAAACAAAAGACCAGGCGUGUUUGACAAAAGAAAUCAUCAUAAUGUGGAUUUUCUUUUUCAUGGCUCUGCUCAUCUGUGUCAACGCAAUGCCUUAUUUCAUUAUCCGUCUCAUUAUCGAUCUCCAGUCAGUAAUGGGCAAGCAAACCCAAAUCAGCGUCUACUGGCUACAACUCACCUCUGUCUUCAAACAUGUGAUACACGUUAGCAACCCACUGAUCUACGCCCUAAAGAAGACUGACAUUCGCGAAGAAGUCAAUAAAACCAUGGCACCCUUGAAGCCUGCCUGCUCUUCGCAGCUGUGGCAACGUCUUGGAAAAAGAUAUGCUCGGAAGGGACCAAAGCCCUUUGCCUUACACAUCGAGGAUUCAGCAAGCUUACCGUAUGGUGGUUCUCUCACGCAAGCUGAAAUUUUACAAAACAUUCCUGCUGAUGUCAUUGAAAAAGUAACAUGCCUUUGAAGGUCAAAACUUUAAAAAAAACUGAAAGCUGAAUUCCUUUAGACACUCUGGAAGCUGAAUAAACAUUCUGAGGGCUGAAGACUAAAGUAGCAUUAAAUUAAUGUAGUUGUGUAGAUGGCAUGAAAUUACCAGUUAAAACUAACGGGGCAAGCAAGAAAAUGUACUUUAAUGUAAAUAUAAUGGGCAUAGAUUUCAGCUGAGCUGAUUACAAUACUGACUUCUGCAAAGACUCGAAGUUGCGUUUCAUUUGUUUCUGUUUGUUUCUAGUAAACGUAUAUAAGCACAUGCUGGUAACAGAAACACUCUAGAUGCUAUCGAUUUUGGUCAUUCAGCCAAAGACCUUCUGCUUCUGAUGACUUUGAUUAUUUUAUCACGUGAUGAUCAUUUGUCGGCUUUUGCUCAAGGUGAAAUUUUGCCAAGAUAUAUUAUUUCUAGCAAAAGUCUAUUGACAAGACUGUUAUAAAUUUUUGCCAUUUGAUAGAAUUUGACGAGUUUUAGAUUUAUAAUCAGUCUAUUGAAUUAAAAGAAUUGAUAAAAAACGCUGUCUUAUAUAUUAGAUUUUUUUUCAGAAGGUUUCAUAUUAAGUUUUUCAUUUGUAGCAAACAAUUAGAUAACAGUGAAAACAGUGAAGAAUGGAAAAUUCUCAAAAAAAGCUACGAAAAGCAAUUUCUAGAUUCGUAAUUUUUGCUCGGUUCUUCAAAGUACUUCGAAGCCUUCAAAGUACCAAUAGACUGUUCUUCAUAAAGUAAAUAGAUUACUUUCUACAGGUAAGCAGACAUGAACGCAAGUAGUAAUAUAAUUGUUGUGUUGCAAUCAAUAAUAAAGAUCUUGAAAAAUAGCAGGAUUUAGAGUAACUCCUGCUGAUUAGUACUGGUUUAAAAGCUUUCUGUUAUCAAAGCAACGAUUAGUGUGUCUU